UACAAGAAUAUAAAUUCCACUUUAAUCAUUCUCAGUACUAAAGCCAUACAACACAUAUCAGAGUCAGUGUUUGUGGGACUGUGUCGUAAAGUGGGGACACCACAACAGGUGGCCAUGAGGAGAGAUGUGUUGGACAUCAUGGAUACCGUGAUAAAUCAAAUAAAAACAAGUUAUGAUGACAGAGAGAUGGUGAGUGGAAGUAUCGGAGAAGGAUUCAGACUGAAAGGAUCUGAUGUGGACAUUAUGAGGUGGUCAAAUAAUCACUGUGUUGUCUGGGACUUAUCUCAGUCUCAGUAUUACAACACAUACAGACAAACACUGAUGCUCUGUGACUGUUCUGAUAGUCCACCAGGAUUUACUUUGUUAUAUUUACUGUCAUUAACCUGGGACAGAAGAAUCCAGAGAGGGUGUGUUAGAAUGAAUAACAGAUAUUAUGUAUCUAGUUCUGUAUACAGACAGUACUCUUUAUAUGUAUCAUUACAAACUGCACCUUAUAACUUAACGCCACAUGGACCCUGUGCCACUGGAACAUUUGGAAGACAAGAAUAUGGGACUGGACUGGAUAAUGCUGACUGUUUUGUUAGUGACUUUUGGCCUCCCUCUGCCUCCUCAUGGAGAGACAGAUGUCACUCAUGGCCCCAGCCUCAUGUUGUUGAUGAUAUAGUGAAAAAUGGAUGUCACUUUGUAGCAAUUGGACAUAAGCUAGGAAAUCAUGAAGAUCAUGAAUGGAGAAUUUCUUUCUCCCAAGCUGAACAAAAACUUGUGUUUGUAAUGAAUCACUGUCAAUUCUUAACUUACGGCUUACUUAAAUUCAUCUUAACAGAAAUAAUUAACAAUGGAGUAGGUGAUGAUGAUAAAUUACUGUGUUCCUAUCACAUGAAGACGGCAGUUUUCUGGGUGAUUCAACAAAAUACAAUACCUCACUGGUGUCCACAAAAUCUCCUGGGGGGUUUCUGGGUCUGUUUUAAACUCAUCCUCAAAUGGGUUUAUGAGGGGGUCUGUCCUAACUUUUUUAUUCCAGAAAACAACAUGUUUCUGAGUAAAAGUUUUGGCAUCAAACAACAUCAAUUAAUUAUAAGACUGUCUGAGUUGUAUGAGAAGGGUUUGGCAUUCCUGCUACACAGUCCCUCCAUUAGGUCUUAUAUUAUAGAUGUCUUACAUAACCCCAGAAACUCCAUCUGUACAGAUGUUCAUACUCUGAUUUCUGAGGCUGAGUUUGAUAGAUAUCUAUUUCGUGAAAUACUACUUGAUUGCAUACCAGCCAAAUUGGACAUACAAAGCUGCAUUAGAUAUCUACAUACAAUAGAACAGAUGAUAGGUUCACCCCUCCUGACACAGUAUCAAGUCCUCAAGCUACAGAUCAGCACUGCCAGGGUCCUUCAGUACACUGCUUUUAUAUUACACAUGGAAACUUACACACCUGAAAACAAACUGAGUUAUAGAGCUGACAAAAUGUCCUCUCACAUGCUGAAAUUAGCAUCCAGGUUUGGUUGUAUCACAGACAUGCUGUACAUAGCCAUGUAUUACUACAAGACACGUAGACACAUGGAAGCUUUAUUUUUUGUAGAGAUGAUAAAGGUCAAGUUAGCACAGCCUUAUGUGAUGUAUAUACAUUAUUUAGAUAGAAAGAUGUAUACUGAGGCUGUAGGGGGGCAGUCCUGGUCUACAAAGAUGAGACAGGCUGUAGCAGGGAAUGUCGGACUUUACAAUAGCAUCCAUUACAUUAAUGAACUGAUACCAGAACUACAGUCUGCUCUACAGAACCACUGGACAUUAUUAUUUGUACCAUCCUUGGUACUGUUAUACAUGCUAGAGAUCUUUUGCUACAGACAUGUAGACACAAUGCGAGCACAAACAGCUCUAGAUGAUCUACAGACCCUAGUUCACUAUGAUCAGGGACAGUUUAUAGAUUUAGAUUUCAGAGACAUAUCGUUGCAGAUUCUGGGAAUCUGUCAACAGGUGACAGGGAACCUUCAGGCUGCUCUAUACUCAUACCAACAAUCUCUCAGACAAAAACCAUUCAACAAAGUACAAACAGCUACAAAAAUGAGAAUACAGAGUUUACAAAUGGAUUCCCUUAAUUAAUUAAAUGUCAGAUGAUAUUUGUAGGAGUUCACAGAUAGAGAUUCUCAUUUCAUAAUCCUCUUCUGAUUACAUGUAUUAUAAAGCUAAUAAUCUAGUCUAUAGUAUAAUAAAAUAAAAUUUAAGAGGCACCAUUACUUAUCAUAAUUUAUGAUACACUUAGCAUGCAUACACUACUACAUGUAAAUUACUUAAUACCCAGAGUUAGAUCAGAGAAACAGAGAAAAAAUGCGUUUCAACUUUAUAACCAUUUGUGCACCCCACCCCACAGGAACCACUGACCCUGGGGCCACAUAUUUCAAAAUUAUUUUCAUCACAAAUUUCAUUUGACUAAUACCACAGAGCAGAUUUCAUACCUGUAACCAUUGAUUUAUUUUCAGACUAUAGUGGAGCUUCAUUUAUCUGGACGCUUUGGUUCGUAGUCAAUUUAUCCAGUUAUGUGAAACGUCCGGAUAUCUGAAUUACCAGUUAAACAAGACAAAAUAAUGUUUAAAAAAUCCAUUCCGAUGAAAAGUCGUCCGGAUACUGAAGCAUCCGGAUAUCUGGCGUCUGGAUAUCUGAAGGUCCAUUGUAUCCCCCUGACCCAGCGGGCAUGAAAUUAACCAUUUUAAUUGAUGCACCUUUCUUCGUCAUAAGUAUACAUACUUAGAUCAUUGGCAUAUUACCCAGAAGCAAUGGAAAAAUUUUCCGAAGGAGUAAUGGAAAAGAGCUACAGCUCACCAUGUCUUCCUUUAUAUAGCAUCUAAUUUAAAUGUCUUCGCCCAUUUGUAUGUAAUAGAGAAACCACUCUCUGUUUGAAAGAAAAUGUUCCGGAAUUUGUUUUUUGUGGUAGGUGUUGAUAAU
Messenger RNA from Saccostrea cuccullata (small rock oyster), 2925 nucleotides. RefSeq lists its product as uncharacterized. The transcript is spliced from 2 exons. The annotation marks the transcript as partial. The record is from RefSeq and is a predicted model, not a curated record. NCBI's taxonomy places the organism in Eukaryota, Metazoa, Mollusca, Bivalvia, Ostreida, Ostreidae.